UUCGGCAUUCUUCCGAAGGGACGAGUGUAAACAAAUGCUGUUUUUUGUAUUUCUGCUUGAUUAGACUUCAAGCAACGCAUGUGUCGUCUUACUUUGUACAAAGGGAAAUUCACAAUUUUCGUUUUUUUUCCAUCAUGCGAUGUAUUGUUCAGCUAACUCGUAGGUAGACGAACGGACUCAUCAUGGUUGAGUCAUUUCCACAGGUGUUUACACUCAGGUUCAAGGCUCGCAUGUAUCAGCAUAGUGCGCGUCUCACACAUGUUUAAGAAUACGUGAGGCUUAUUUAAGUGUCAUGCGCCUCAGUCGUGCUUUAUUGGGGUUAAGCUCAGCGUGUGCAAAAAGUUUCACAGGUCAACUUGCUGUUUAUCGCCCGCAAAUCCAAUGUGCCACUUUCGUUCGGGACUAUAAUCUGCUAAAGUCAUCAUCACAUCAAGUCCAACAUCAGACAAACGGACUUUCUUGUCUGUCCUAUUUAGCUGGAAGUGCGAUGGAAUCUGCAAAUGUGUCUAUUGCAUUAAAUAAUAAUGAUGAAGAUGAUGAGGGUGAUGGUCUCACGAGUGAGAAUGUGGGAAAGUGUGACACAACGACUACGCAAGCAAUGGAUACAGUCCUCAAAGCAAUAAUGCAUGAAGAGACCAACGAUUCUAAGAUUAAAACAAAUCAGAAAGCUGCAACGAGGAAGAUGAAGCAGCAGAAGAGGAAGAUGAUUAAGAAGAAGGAAAUGUCAGAUAAGUCAUUUGAAGAUUUGAAUGCAGAGCUUCCGUUUGCUCUCACAAGCCCCACGUCAUGGUCUAAGUUGGGAUUUCCCGAUCAAAUUUCAACUGAGAAGAAACGAAAACGAAAGAGAGGAGAGAGUGGAGCACGGGUGGACAGUGAGGAAGAUCGAGAAAUGAAGAAGAAAAAGGAGAUUCAGCGUCCAAACUAUUUUGUCUCCAUCCCUAUCAUCAAUCCACAGAUCAAAUCAACCGUGACGGAAGUGCAGGAGGCGAUGCUUCAGCUAGAGCCCCGAUUGGUCAAAGCCAUGAUUCCUGUCCCGACUCUGCACAUCACUCUUUUAGUAACUCAUCUGUCCAAUCAGGAGCAAGUGGAGCGGGCAGCCAGCGUGUUGGCUGAAAUCGAGCCCUCAUUGGUGGAGCUGCUGGGUGGGCGGGAUCUAGUGCUGCCCUUCUCUGGCAUCAGUCAUUUCAGGAAGGAGGUGGUGUUUGUUGGCCUGGCCCCGGGACAGCACAGACACACUCUGGACAGCCUGGCAGGUUUGCUGCGCAGCAGUUUCGAACAUCACGGCCUUCUGCGGGGGGAUGAACGCGGGUUCGAACCUCACCUCACCAUUAUGAAGCUCUCCAGAGCCUCCAAGCUCAAAUCUCAGGGACUGAAGCGUGUGGAUCCUGCCCUUUACUCCAACUACACAAACCGUUUUUUUGGUGAUCAAACCGUGGAGAGGUUGGAUCUUUGUUCCAUGUUGAAGAAGAAGCAGCCGGAUGGAUACUACCAUACUGAGACGUCGCUGCCUCUCGCUAUUUCAGGUGAGAGAAAAGAAAAGAUGGAACAGAGUGUAUCACUGUGACCCAUAGGUAGAACCCAAGUGUGUGUAAAUGAAGCACUCUUGUGGUUAAAGUAUCUUUACAGAACUGCCCUUCUUUUUGUGCUGAUCCUGAGCACACACAUGGUUGAAAGUCUGAAGAGCCCUUGUCCCAGAGUCACCCCACCAGACCUUUUCCCAAAUGCGGUAAUGAAACGGAUGAGAAAUAUUUUCACCGAACUAUCUGCUGAUGUGCCGCUGUAAUAGCGUUUCCAUUGAAAAUUUGAUGAGCAGCUAUUUCUCUGCUUUCACUCGCAGCACAGAGGGACAGGGUAUCAUCCUUUUUGGAAUUGAUUUGUAAUGAACAGCCGGCAGUUUAUAAUCUAUACAACUGAUCUUGAUGAAUGAAACGGAGAUCAGGUGUGGAAUAUUAAGUUCGUAUUGAUCCUGUAAAAAGCCUUUUAUGCAUAGUUUUUUCCCCCCUGUGUGCUGCAGACCAUUAACUCUGUUUCCUACCACAGGACUUGAACCGCUGCCAGAAAAGCAUAAUCUGCAUAAUAUAAAGUGAAAGCUUGAGGCUCUUAACAGUCUACCAAGAGGAUUUAUCUCUGAGAAAACAGCAUUUUAGUGCUGUGUUUGUUGAAUUUGAUGUUCCCACGAUUAAAACUUCUUGUGAAGAUUUAAUGGCACUUCCACACUAGAGCGAAGUCCUUGGUGUUUACAGACCACACAGGGAUCAGAGGAGGCUGAUUUAUUUGCUCACUUCCUCAGUUCUGUGUUGGUAAUUAUGCUGUAAAGACACUAUUUUGUUUUCAAUUUCAGACAAACCGUGUUUUAAAAGAGCCUUAGAGGUUGAGAGUCGCUUUCUGGCCAGCAGAUCUAUACAUGCUUUGUUUGUAGAGUCUCAUUUAGGGAAGCCAAUUUCACAGCACUUUGUCGUGAGUUGUAUUUUUUACAAGUUUAUUUGGUGUCAUGGACAGCGUUUUUUGUUGUUUUAUGUUGUGCUCUGUGAAGAUGUCAUGAUGAAUAUAUGCAGCUUUAAUAAACACACUAUCGGAGGGUUGCUGCCAUGCACCCCAGUUGACAACUUAUAGAACUCGUUCAAAUGGGAUCUCUGGUGAAAAACUCCAUUGAAUCAUAUGUGGCACUUUGCGUCAACCAUUUAGCAUCCUCUGUAAAUUUUGUUAAGCUGCCAAUCUGUCCAUUUCAAUACCAUUUUCUAGAACAGUGGUUUUUAAAUGGGGGUGCAUAGAAAUAGGGGCACACUUAGGGUGCAGAACGGUGCCAGACCGGUGAGAAGGUUUUUAAAGAUGGAAUGCAGACUGUAAAUGGGGCACUUUGACUUCUGUUUCCAAAUAAUGUCACCAAACUCCUUCACUGGAUGAUCAAUGUUGUGAUGUCCGAAAAGACGCCUUCUUAGUUAUGAGGAUAUGCCUGUAAUGUUUAUUGGUUAGGGCACAACUCAUGGCCCGGGGGCCAAAUUAGGCCCAGCAGGUCAUUUCUGCUCUUCCAAGCAGAGGUCUGAAAUGUUGAACUUACUCGAACAACUUCCAAAAAUGGACAUAUUGAUGCUAAUGAAUGGGGAAUAUUUCAUGAUAGUUGUUUACAUUUGUCGGAGAAAAAUGGGUUCUGGUUCCAGGUGAUGGGUGAUAGGCUGCUCCAUUAAUUUUGUGUUGUUUCAUUGGACAUGUUGUGCCCUUGUGUGUUUGAGGUGACAGUAUUUAUGUGAUGAUCGGUGCUGCAGUCUGCCUGAGAGCUGAGCACAUACAAAUUAAUCCACAGCCUGGGAAACAGUGUUCAAUUUUACAGAUUAUUUUUGAUUAAUAAGGGAACAUCUUUAGGAGAGACCCAAUUUUCGGGGACUACUACUCAAGCUGUGGCGGUGAAGUGACUGUGGAUGAAUGAUGAUUCUGUCUAAGGAUGCGCUAGAGAGGGAGAGAGAGACCUCAUUGGUGCUCCGUUCUUGUGAUCAAUCGUUGGUCAAUUUUGGCUUAAUGUGUUGCCUACAUUCCCCCAAAUCAUAGUUUGCUCAUGUCAGUGUUCAGUCUUCAGGCGCACUUCCACAUGUUGACAUAGACUUGAUAGAUUGGGAGUCCUAAAAUCCCACUUGUGUGCUGCCCCACUAAUUACUGUGUGUGUUGCCAGUAUGUGUCUCCUGUCACCAUGUUUUUGUAGAUCACUGUGACGGGCAGAACUUCCCCUGAGAAGUAACAUUUUCAGGUUGUUUUUGACAGCGUAACGCUCCAUGUGUCUCAAUAAUGUGAAACAUUGAAUGUUCAAUAUUGAAUUACUGAUUUCAUCUGAAGCUUUUGCCUCUAAAUAGAACUUAAUCUACACAACAAGAAGGGGAGGAUAUUUAUAUCAGAGGCUUUUGAGAGGAGAGCAUUUUUCCCUGUGCAGACUGAUGAAUAUUAAGCAGCCACAUGGAGAUUCAUCAACAUGAAAAACACUGUUGCUGUAAAACCAGCCAGAACACAGAAGCCAUAAAUCUGAAUAGAUUCUGUUGUUGUGAGUAAUGGUUAGUUGGCAGCAAAUCUUUUCCCAGAGGAUCCUAAUUAUUGUGCCCACACACUGUAGUAUAUCGGUCACCACUGCAGAGCAGGGCAAUUCAUCCUCCCAAGGAGGUACUUGAAGACGUGGUAUGAUGGCAGAGGGGAGAUAUGUAUAAUCUUAAAAAAGGUUAGUGAAGCGAUCAUAAGAAAGUAGGUAGACAAGCGGAAAGAGCAAUAUUAUAAUUUGAUAAAUACAUUGAAAUUUGUACAACAUUAUAACAUAUUUAUAUAUUGUAGCACCAGGUAAUUUAAAAAAGACACUAUGGUGUAUUGGUAAAUAUAAAUGGGAGCGAUAAAACUGUAUUUUCUUAUCAGUCUUAUCAUUUAUGUCUCUAGUCUUAUUAUUAUCAUCACUAUCAUUAUAAAUAUUUCAGGGGUGAUGGUCAAUUUUUUCCACCAUUAAAAAAAGAUUGGAAGCUUGCGUGUGUCCUCGUGUGUUCUGGAUCAGUGCAACGAGUGCUGCCUCAGUGCAUGAUCCCAGACGCACUGUACAAACAUCAGCCGAUAAUGUAUGUAAACUUCCUGUUUCCAGCCUGUUCAGAUAAUCUCAAGUUUCUCUGGCUACUAUCUGGCUCCAUAGACAGUACAUGGUAAUCCUAUAAAUCCACAGGACAAUGUAAUCCCAGCCAUUCCCAUGAGUUUGGUGUGUUUAUAUCUUUGUGAGAACCGUUUUUUAAUUAAAAUCGUGAAGACAUUUUUAUGGAACAUAUACAAAUAUAAUUAAUAUGUAAUUAGAAUUCAUCCUCCGUCUAUAAAAUUAUAUAUACAUUUUACUCUUCUUACUGUUUUCCUCCCUCGCCUCUAGUUCUGUCUCCAUUUUUACAGCUGCACUGUUAAUCACCGCUAAUCUUGAAUGUGCCUGGGGCAGUUGUAAAGAGGAUUAUUUUUUUUUAUCUGUUUAUUUUCUGCCACUUUUUCGUGGUUGUGGAGGGGUGAGGCUAUCUCAGCCAGUGGAGGCGACGGGUGGGGGACACUCUGGACUGGUGGCCAUUUCACCACAAAGUGCAUAGGGUAUCGGCCCAGCUCUCCAGUUUCAUCCCAUGAGGAUUUAUUCACUAGUGUUAAGUCUUCAGUGUAACCAGUAAUGUGAUGGAAUAAUUCAUCAAA
Messenger RNA from Synchiropus splendidus (mandarinfish), 5178 nucleotides. RefSeq names its product A-kinase anchor protein 7-like. Gene Ontology annotation, cellular component: cytosol. The record is from RefSeq and is a predicted model, not a curated record. The transcript has 10 exons. The coding region runs from base 293 to 1564 and encodes 423 amino acids. Gene Ontology annotation, molecular function: protein kinase A regulatory subunit binding. Lineage: Eukaryota; Metazoa; Chordata; Actinopteri; Syngnathiformes; Callionymidae.